AUGUUUCUAGUCACUCUGGAAGGAUUACAUGAAAUUCAUCGAUAUUUGAACAAUACCAACGAUAAUUCUGAACAACAAGAAUAUUUUAUUAAUUCCUUAUUUCACUUCCGUAUUCGAAGUGUUACUCUAUUUCCAUAUUUUCCAAAUUUCACCUCGGACAAUCAAGAGGAGUAUCUCCAAAAGGAAAUUGCGAAUGAUCCUAAAAAGGUCAUUUUGGUGGUGGAGCAUUGGGCCAUUCCACCACGAAAUGUCUCAAAUCAUAAAAUCUAUGCAAGUGGUGGUGGUACGAGUGGUGGUGACCAUUUAAAGAGAAUUCGAUUGAGUUUGUUGAAUACUCCGAUUUAUCCAAUCACGGUGAGGGAAUGGAAUGAGAAUUCGAUUGAAGUGGAACCAGGAUAUCCUCAUUACCAUCAGGAAAAACAUGGAUCUGCCACCUUCAAGAGCACCUCUUUGAUUGGACAAUUAUACGACAUGAUUAUGAGUGAAAUUCAAAACGAAACAAAUUUUGCAACUCCUCAUCCAGAAAUAAUCAUCACCGCAUUAGAUGAUCGUGAUUAUAUUUAUGUGUCAUGUCUCUAUGAAAUUAAGAAGGCUCUUUCUUGCAAGGAGAAUCCUCUCGAUACAUUCAUGCAUUUCCUUCUCACACGGUGGAAUUUGAUUCACAAAGGAAAACAUACCAUUCAAUAUGCGAGUGAAUUUUUGAACAUUUUUUGGAGAGUGUUGUGUUGGGUGGAAUUAUUUUCUUGUUGUUUCCAUUAUCAUUCAUCUAAUGGUUCGAAUGAAAAUGAUGUGAGUUGUAGUUCAACAAUGAACACUGAAAGAAUCACCAUUCGAAUCCAUGUAUUGAAUUCUUGUUUGGAAGAUUUGAGCCCACACGAUCAAGAGACUCUUCUCAACGAGUUUAUAAACUCUUCCACCACAACCUCCAAUAAGGAAAUUCGAGUCAUGACCUUAAUGGGAAUUGAUUCUGUUCCUUUGGAAUGGGAGAGAAAGAGUUCAGUAUUGGAAAGCGAUCGAUCCAAGACUCAUAUUUAUGAAAUCACUGACACCUCCUGCAUGACAUCACCCUCUACGAUGGCAUGGAUUUUGGAACAAGUGAUUGAAUCCUCAUUGAGAAUGCAAGUCGAAUUGGGUUUCCAUUUGCAUGAUUUAAUGAAAAAAUAUUUCAUGAUGAUGGAGAAGAAUCAAAGAGAAGAUUAUUACUACGAGUUCAAUCUUUCUAAAGCUCUAUUGAAGAGACUUUUAGAACAACAAGGAUUUGAAAAGGAAUUCCCAAAAACAUUCUCUCACCUUUGCACCAAAUAA
Molecule: messenger RNA, 1305 nt
Organism: Naegleria fowleri
Lineage: Eukaryota; Heterolobosea; Eutetramitea; Acrasida; Naegleriidae
Exons: 2
Coding region: 1-1305 (434 amino acids)
Source: RefSeq, a predicted model, not a curated record